Messenger RNA from Sphaeramia orbicularis (orbiculate cardinalfish), 3277 nucleotides. It is a transcript of the gene irx2a, whose product is annotated as iroquois homeobox 2a. The record is from RefSeq and is a predicted model, not a curated record. Gene Ontology annotation, molecular function: DNA-binding transcription factor activity, RNA polymerase II-specific; RNA polymerase II cis-regulatory region sequence-specific DNA binding. Gene Ontology annotation, cellular component: nucleus. The transcript is spliced from 3 exons. Gene Ontology annotation, biological process: regulation of transcription by RNA polymerase II; cell development; neuron differentiation. NCBI's taxonomy places the organism in Eukaryota, Metazoa, Chordata, Actinopteri, Kurtiformes, Apogonidae. The coding region runs from base 19 to 1644 and encodes 541 amino acids.
UCUAUCCCGUGUUCACAAAUGUCCUAUCCUCAGGGUUAUCUUUACCAGCCCCCGGGCUCUUUGGCUCUUUAUUCGUGUCCGGCAUACGGGGCCUCGGCUCUGGCUGCACCGCGGAAUGAAGACUUGGCGAGGUCGUCCUCUGGCUCAGCCUUCAGCCCAUACCCUGGAUCGGCUGCCUUCUCCGCCUCGGCUGGUGCGGGCUUUUCCAGUCCGCUGUCAUACUCUGCGGACCCAACUGCAGGAUUCCCGUCUUAUAUGAGCUCUCCUUAUGACGCGCAUACAACGGGCAUGGCCGGUGCGUUAAGUUACCACCCGUACGGGAGUCCAGGGUAUCCAUACCAACUCAACGACCCGGCUUACCGCAAAAACGCCACCAGGGACGCCACGGCCACCCUGAAGGCCUGGCUCCAGGAACAUAGGAAGAACCCGUACCCGACCAAAGGGGAGAAGAUCAUGCUGGCCAUUAUAACCAAAAUGACCCUGACGCAGGUCUCCACAUGGUUCGCCAACGCCAGGAGGAGGCUCAAGAAGGAGAAUAAGAUGACAUGGGCGCCAAGGAAUAAGAGCGAAGAUGAGGACGAGGAGGACGGGGACGGGGAGAGGAAAGAGGUGGAACGCUCAGAAAAAAACCUGGAUAACAGCGAGGCUUCAGCGGAGGAUGAAGGUAUCAGCUUGCACGUCGACACCCUGACGGACCACUCGUGCUCGGCUGAGUCUGACGUGGAGAAGGUCAGCUGUCGCGUGGGUGAGCUGGUCUCGGAUCAACCCGGAGACCGAUGCGAGGAGGACGGGGAAGACGGGGACCACGACCGGCGGGUUCAGCUGUCUCCUAAACCCAUCACAUCGUCGCCUCUAACCGGAGUAGAAGCACCGGUGCUCAGUCACCACCACCACCAUCACCAUCACCACCUCCAUCAUCUCCAUCACCUCCACAACAGCCAGCGCGAGGAUAUGACCCGGAGCAUCAUCAUCCCCGGCAACAAUAACAACAACAGCAACAGCAACACUAAUAAUAAAUCCUCCUCAUGCCUUGAUAAUAGACCUUCUUCGGGGGCGCCUCAGAAUUCUACAGUCAAGCCCAAAUUAUGGUCACUGGCGGAGAUUGCUACCUCGGACCAAAAGCAGCAACAUCAUCAUCAUCAGCAACAGCAGCAGCAGCAGCAACUUGGGCAUCCUGGGCAACCAAAUUGCCCCUCCUCCAGUGGUGGCCUCCUUGCAUCCCCCACACCUUCCACAACCUCCUCGGCUGCCAGUUCCCCCUCCCUCUACCCGGCCCCCUCCAUCCUUGGAAGACCUAUUUAUUACACGUCUCCCUUUUAUAGCAAUUACACAAACUAUGGCAACUUCAGUCCCCUGCAGGGCCAAGGGAUCCUGCGGUAUACUAAUUCAUCUGGGGUGAGUCUGGCUGCUGCUGCCGCCGCUGCCGCUGCUGCUGCUGCUGCAAACGAGGGUCUCAGCUCCUCUCACCAGGCUCUGGAGGGGAGCGCAAACCCCAAACACAGGCCAGACUCUCCCCUCGUUAAAAAUAACCCAAACCAGAUUGUUGUUGUCGAGCAACAGCAGCAGCAGCAGCAGCAACAGCAGCAACAGCAGCAUCAGCAACAUUUCAGACCCGCAAAUUUAGAAGCAAAGAAAGGUACGUAAUAAGACAACGGCGGCGUCACUGUCAAAAUAAACCCUAUAAUAACCAUUUAAAAGAACAUUUAAUCUAGUGUUGAUUCUUGAGAUUGUAUUGUCAAAAACAGGAGAAGGGGGAUCUGAACAGGAAGUGGAAGUUGUUACUAAUGCAAAUCAAUUCAAGUUUUUUUUAAGUGACUUCAUUAUCAUUGAAUGACCUGGAUUUUUACUUAUUUUGCAGAUAUUUCAAAGUUUUUAAGAGUAAUUACAAAUAAGAAACAAUCACACUUAUAGCAGCAGAUCUCCCUUCUCUUUUUUUUUUCUUUUUUUUUAACGACAAAUACGAUUUUAGGACUGAAUAUCAGAAUAAAUAACUCAUUAAGAUGGACAUUAAAAAGCAGUUGAACGUGCACUAUGGCCUAUAAUUCGUUUAAAAAAAAAAAAAAAAGGAUUUUUAAGUGUUACUCAUUUAUUUAUUUUGUUUUUUUCUGCAUUUCAUUGCAUCAUUAAAAGUGGCACGGAUUGGAACGGGGAUGUUUAAUUUGCAGCAAAACAAAAAAAAAAAAAAAGCACGACUAUCACAAAACAAAACAGGACACUUAUGCAACGGUUAAAUAUCGAAACUUUUAGAAUUAAAAAAAAAAAAAAAAAAAAAACCCACGCCACGACGUCUGUUCUCGAAUCAGCGUAACUGCAUGCGCACACACGCACGCACGCACACAAACGCGCGCGCACACCCACCACAGUGGCAGCCUGUGAAUUCAAUAAGCAGGGAAUUGUUGCCAUAGCUUUGACUUGGAAUUCUAUUUUUAAUGCCCCCCCCCCACACACUCUGAUGUGCGUGUGUGUGUGUGCACAGUGGGCCCCACACCUUAUCUUCCAGUGUAGGAUAAUUAUAAUUACACGGGGUCAGCCAAAAGCAAACAAAUCACUUAGUUUGCUGUGUGCGUUCACCGUGUGCAACUUUACAUCUUAAACUGUCACGUAGGUUGUCGUUGGUUUCUCUCAUUGCGCAUGUUCCAAAGCUUUGCCUAAGAGCCGCUGGAUAGUUUAUAGACAUUGUACCGGCAAAUAGGCAAGGGGGAUUUUAUUAAGCACUUGCAGUAUAGAAUUUUUUUUUUUUUUUUUUGGUACAAACCAGCUUGACAAACUUUGUUGUUGUUGUUGUUGUUGUUCCUUCUCCUUUCUGGGGUUGUGAAGGGAGUUUGAUCAUUUGAUCGUGUGGGAUUUCUAUUUCCAUGCUCUGCAGGUAGGUGUCACAAUUGCUUUGACUAUAAAAGCGAGAAAGGACACCACCUUUUUAGCCUAAUGUUUUACACCCCUUAACCUUUUACUCCAAACCGGAUCCAGUGCCACCAGUCGGAAUGAAAGCUGCUACCGUUUUCCUCGGCUCCACACAGGCCACAAACACUCUACAGACCCACAACACACACUUUUUUUUUUUUUUUUUGUGUCAGAUUCAUAAUGGGCUUUUUUCUCCUCCCUCCUCCUCCUCCUCCUCCUCCUCCUCUUUUUUUUCUCGUGGAUAACUAUUUCAUAUUGCUUGUUUGAAAAUAACUCCCAUUAUAUGUGAUUUACAUGUUAUUUCUCAGGUUCCUAUAGUUUGCCUAUUUGCCACGGUAUAUUGUUUUAGUAUCUAUUUACGUGUGUGGAAAAAAAA